ACCCACAUUCUCUUCGGCGGCAGCCUUCCUUUUCAUAUCUCUGAAUUUUUUAGAUAAGCUUUUCCGAUAAUAAUCGGGGGAAAGCGUCAAAUAUGCUGGCCCGUGGCACUUCUGGGGCUGUUGUGGGUUGGCAUAGAAUGCUGAGAAAAUCACUGUUGCAUUCUUUGCCUCUUCCAUCUUCUUGUGCACUUCUUGGCCCCAACCUUCCUGAUGUUUGGGUUCCCAGACAGAACACUUCUGAUGCCCAUUUCUCAGAAAGACAAAACCUUGAGUUUGAAGGGGUGAAGUCUAAUGCUGUCAUUCUCGGAGGGAAAUCGAUUGCCCAAGACGUGAAACAAAAAGUAGCUGAAGAAAUAGGGAGAAUUAAAAGGACAAUUGGGAAGUCUCCUAAGUUGGCUGUGGUUCUUGUUGGUGAUAGAAGAGAUUCUCAGACCUUCAUCCACAUUAAGUUAAAAGCCUGUGAGCAGGCUGGCAUUGAAACAUCGGUAGCCCUCUUGCCUCAAAACUGUGAAAAAAAAGAACUACUUGAUGUUGUUACCAAUUUUAACAAAGACCCAGCUGUGCAUGGCAUCAUUGUGCAACUUCCUCUGCCCCAACAUUUGGAUGAGGAAAAUGUCAUCAACUUUGUGAGUCCAGAAAAGGAUGUGGAUGGCUUUCAUCCCUUAAAUAUAGGAAACCUUGCCGUGAAGGGACGAAAACCAUUCUUCAUUCCUUGUGCUUCUAAGAGCUGCAUUGAGUUGUUGCUUAGGCAUGGAGUGGAAAUUGGUGGAAAGAGAGCAGUUGUAAUUGGAAGAAGUAAAAUUGCGGGGUUACCCACUUCGUUGCUGUUGCAGAGGCAUCAUGCAACAGUAAGCAUGGUACAUGCAUUCACAGAGAACCCAGAGUGGGUAACAUCUGAAGCUGACAUUGUGGUAGCAGACGUUGGGAUGCCCAAUAUGAUUCGUGGCAAUUGGUUAAAACAAGGAGCGGUCGUGGUUGACAUGGGAACAAAUCAAGUUAAGCACCCCGACAAAGAAGGCUUCCGUGUCAUAGGAGAUGUUUGCUAUGAAGAGGCAAUCAAGGUGGCAUCAGCCCUUACUCCUGUGCCCGGAGGUUUGGGACCAAUAACAAUAUCAAUGCUUCUUUCCAAUACCCUUGAUGCAGCAAAACAUGCAUAUGGGUUGGUUUGAAUCAGUUGGUUGUUCCAGGAUAUAAGCUCUAUGUUGUAUCUGGCUCUGUGCAUGGAUAUUCCUAACCAUGUAAGCAAGCCAAUUCAAUGUGAAGUUUCUCUUGAAAAGCCAUUGCGUCUUGGAUGGAUCAGUAUGGGAAUCUGCAUAUAGCAGGUGCAGUAAAUUCGAGAUUCAAGUGAGUAUGGAAUCAUAAGAUUAUAAACAUUUUAAGAAAUUUGGGUGCAUUGCACAGGUUUUGCACAUCAAUGAGCCAUACUCUUAUGUAGCAUUUGAAAGCUAACCAAACUG
This is a messenger RNA of Neltuma alba, 1457 nucleotides long. Its product is annotated as bifunctional protein FolD 2. NCBI's taxonomy places the organism in Eukaryota, Viridiplantae, Streptophyta, Magnoliopsida, Fabales, Fabaceae. The coding region runs from base 93 to 1169 and encodes 358 amino acids. Gene Ontology annotation, cellular component: cytosol. Gene Ontology annotation, molecular function: methylenetetrahydrofolate dehydrogenase (NADP+) activity; methenyltetrahydrofolate cyclohydrolase activity. The record is from RefSeq and is a predicted model, not a curated record. The transcript is spliced from 5 exons. Gene Ontology annotation, biological process: tetrahydrofolate interconversion.